AUGGCUUUGUUCUGGCUUUGUUCUGUUAGUGACAUAUUUUUCUAUUUGAGUUUGCUACGUAGCAGGGAACUAAAAGGGACUAAAUUGACCGGAUGUUUAAAACGGUCCCAUGAGUUGCCAAUAUCUAUUAAAACGAUUUUAUUUCGAGCAAAUAUACUGAAAGAUCUUCUGGCGAACGAAAUUCGACCAUCCCUCACCCCUUCAUCUAUCAAUAUGGCAAAACCGAUUGGCUGCGAUAUCGAUGCCUGCAGAGAAUCACGGGUCACGCAAAGUUCAAUAACAAUUUUCGUCGGAAAACGUUUCCCAUUAAUUCGAUCGCGCCUGUCGUCGCUUUGAAGAUGGGCUCUUCGCUGAAUCCAAAGAAAAUCAAGGAAGGCGACGACGUUUACUUCGAGUGCAACGUUAGAGCGAAUCCUAGAGCUUACAGAUUGACGUGGUUUCACGAGGAAGAGGAGCUCCAUUACAACGUCACCGCCGGCAUAGUGCUCUCGGACCACUCCCUGGUACUUCAAAGUAUAACUCGAGAAUCCGCUGGAAGGUACACCUGCACGGCAGUCAAUGUCGAGGGCCGCGCCAUCGCCCCGGUGUGCAAGCACGUUUUAAACUCGGCCGGCUGGAGGUACCAGAACGCAACGCCACCGCCAUUGAACGUACCGGAGGAGGUGCACGGAGCGCUGAAGCACGAGACGAUCAGCUUGGUCUGCGAGGUGGACGCGAGCCCGACGUCCGUCAACUUUCACUGGACGUUCAACAGCAGCGGCGACCUGAGCGACAUUCCGUCCACAAAGUACUCCAACGAGGGCACCUCCAGCAGACUCAAUUACACGCCGUCGUCCGACAUGGACUAUGGAACGUUGGGCUGUUGGGCCAGUAACAUCGUGGGACCCUCGAAACAACCGUGCCUGUAUCAGGUGAUCGCUGCAGGCAGACCGUACCCGUUGCAAAACUGCACGGCGUACAAUCAGACUGGCUCCUGGAUCAGGAUAUCCUGCGUGGAAGGGUACGACGGUGGUUUGCCGCAAAAAUUCGUCGCGAUCGUGGACAAGCAACGACUGGAAUCGGCGAACCCAUACUGGGAGCUGGAACUUCGCAUGCCGACAACGGUCGCUCUUUACGCGGUCAACAUGAAGGGCUCGAGUGAUCCAGUGAUCAUGGAAGGAGAAGCGCUAAAAGGAGUGGCCAAGUUCACUGGCGAAUCGACAUCUUCAGUGGACAUGUCACCGAUCCUGAUUGGCCUAGGCGGAACCGCGACCGGUUUGGGCUUGAUCGUGACCGGAGUAUUGAUGGCACUUUGGAGGAAACACGCGGCCACACCGGCGAAACCGAAACCACCCCAACAACCCAGCAUCGCGACUUUCGCUGGUAAAGGAGAAGAGGAAGACGGAAAUCCUGAUCUCAUUCCUACCACUGCCUUGACCAAUCAUCUCACAGAUAGGAAGCUUCUACAUUACGGUUCCUUACCACGGAGGCCACGACAGCUAGAAGGUCGAGAAACAUCUCAUGAUGUAAUAGAAGACUCAGACUAUCCUCGAGCAUCACCAAACUCUUCAAAGGCCACAUCGAUACUCGGAGACGGUAAUCAGAAGUGCCGUGAUCCAGGAAAGCUGCAUUUAAGAAUCGGCAAAGAAAAUGAAACGAGCGUUGUAAUGCACGCCGAUGCGAUGAAGAGCUUAGUCACAAGAUUGACACGCUCCGACUAG
Molecule: messenger RNA, 1700 nt
Organism: Heterotrigona itama
Lineage: Eukaryota; Metazoa; Arthropoda; Insecta; Hymenoptera; Apidae
Source: the annotation of a GenBank genome assembly